Etheostoma cragini (Arkansas darter) is the source of this 1517-nucleotide messenger RNA. RefSeq names its product P2Y purinoceptor 1-like. Lineage: Eukaryota; Metazoa; Chordata; Actinopteri; Perciformes; Percidae. Gene Ontology annotation, biological process: G protein-coupled receptor signaling pathway. Gene Ontology annotation, cellular component: membrane. The record is from RefSeq and is a predicted model, not a curated record. Bases 263 to 1237 code for a protein of 324 amino acids. Gene Ontology annotation, molecular function: neuropeptide receptor activity. The transcript has a single exon.
AUCACAUUAGAAAUGGUGCUAGUUAGAGCUAAACAUUCAGUUUCUACUUCUCACAAGGUUUUAUCUGAGGCUUUAGAAAAGGAGAGAAAAUCUACAUGUAGGACAGCACAAGCACAUAUUAACCUGUAAUUGGAGUGUGUGCUGUUAUAGCCUGGCAUAGAACAGGAAGCUGUCUAUGUAACACAGACGCUUUGAUUCACUUUUCAUUCAUUCUAUCUAACACCCAGCAAGAGAAGGAACUUUACUUACUGUCCAGAAGAAAAUGGCAAACACAUCUUGUCAAGCUAUCCAGUUUGACUUUACAAGGAGAUUCCUGCCUCCUGUAUUCAUCUUGGUCUUCAUCAUCGGUCUGCUGGCUAAUGGAUGGGGAUUAAAGUCUUUGCUGCAGAAAUGGAAGAAAUUGGGGAUCGUUAAUGUAUUUGUUCUCAACCUCGGACUUGCUGAUAUUUUGUACCUGCUCACGCUCCCCUUUUUGUUGGUGUACUACUAUAUGGAGAGCAAGUGGAUCUUUGGAGACACAUUCUGCAAGAUAACACGAUUCUGCUUCAACUUGAAUUUAUAUGGCAGCAUCGGGUUCCUAACGUGUAUAAGUGUGUACAGGUACCUGGCUAUUGUCCAUCCAAUGAGAGUGAUGGGAAGAAUAACUGUCACUCACUCUGUGGGGAUCUCAGCCGCGGUUUGGUUUUUAGUCUCCGUUCAAAGUCUCCCAGACAUGUUCUACAGCAAAACAGUUGGAAACAACACUGAGAAAUGCUUUGAUACGACCUCUAACAUCUAUGUGGAUGAUUACCUGAAAUACAGCCUUGGAUGGACAUUCACUGGGUUUUGUAUCCCAUUGCUCAUCACACUGGGCUGCUAUGGACAUGUGAUUGUCGUUCUCUGUCGCACAAAUGCAACUGACAAGGAACUGAAACAGAGAUGCUUGAAGUUGUUGUUCAUCGUGAUUCUUCUCUUCUCUGUUUGUUACAUCCCUUAUCAUGUACUGAAGAUCCUCAACCUCUGGUCAAGAGUUCUGCAAAAACAGAAGAUAUGCCGUGAGUGGUCUAAUGGAGUCUACGUUGCUCAUCAGAUAAGUCGUGGCCUUGUGUGUCUGAACAGUGCUCUCAACCCUCUGGUUUACCUUCAUGGUAUUGAAGAUAUUAAUGCUAAGCUCAGACAGUUGCUCCAACAAGCUCGUAAAGCUGUCACGCGUCUCACCCCUAGUCAAGUUCCACUGGUCGAAUUGUCUAAUAUGUGAAUGAAAUUUAAUUAUUGUAUUGCAUCAUCUUGUUCUGGGCCAAGUUUUUAUCUAUUUGAUGGUCAUUUUGCUAUUAACACGCUCAAAAAGGCACAAAUUUAAAAAAGGAAAUUCAUGUAUUAUUAUUAUUAUUAUUUGAAAAUGCCACUGUUCACUUUCAGAAAGGUUUGCUGAGAGAACAGGACCAUGUUGUGCGAUCUAGGGCUCAGUGCUAUGCAUUCUCACUUUGGACUGAAACAGGAAGUGCAUUGUGAAUGUGUGAAUAUAAAUAGUGUGAAAA